Molecule: messenger RNA, 1806 nt
Organism: Boeremia exigua
Lineage: Eukaryota; Fungi; Ascomycota; Dothideomycetes; Pleosporales; Didymellaceae
Product: oxysterol binding protein
Exons: 7
Coding region: 167-1720 (517 amino acids)
Cellular component (GO): membrane; cortical endoplasmic reticulum; cytosol
Molecular function (GO): sterol binding
Source: RefSeq, a predicted model, not a curated record
CGUCACCGCUGCGACACCACGGAUUCGCACUGGGUUUACAUACCAGAACCACGGCUAACGACGCACUUUUGCACCCACAGGCAGCGCGCGAUCUUCUGUCGACGAGUCUCGGAGCGAUGAGGUCACACGGGAGGACGAGACGGUCGUCGACGCAGAGCAAGGCAGCAUGCUCUCGCACAUCAUAUCACAGUUGCGCCCGGGAGCCGACCUGAGCCGCGUCACGCUGCCGACUUUCAUUCUCGAGCCGCGGUCCAUGCUGGAGCGCAUCACCAACUUCAUGGCCCACCCCGAGACGCUCCUCCCGCUGACCAAGAUCGACGACCCUGUCCAGCGAUUUGUCGCAGUGACCAAGUUCUACCUCAGCGGAUGGCACAUCAAGCCCCCGGGCGUGAAGAAGCCGCUGAAUCCCAUCCUGGGCGAGAUCUUCACAGGCUACUGGGACUACCCCGACGGCACCAAGGGCUACUACAUCUCCGAGCAGACAUCGCACCACCCCCCGAAGUCCAGCUACUUCUUCAUGGCUCCCGAGCACCACAUCCGGAUCGACGGCACACUGAAGCCAAGGAGCAAAUUCCUUGGCAACUCUGCAGCGAGCAUGAUGGAGGGGAUCGCUGUUUUGCGAUUCCUGAAUACAGGCGAAAGAUUCUUCAUCACACAGCCUAACAUCUACGUGCGGGGAAUCUUGUUCGGCACCAUGAAGUACGAGCUUGGCGAUCACGCCUACGUGCGAUGUCCCGAGACCGGCAUGGUCGCUGACGUCGAGUUCAAGACCAAGGGCUACUUUUCCGGCGCCUACAAUGCUAUUGGCGGGUACAUCAAAGACAAGAACGGCAAGAACCUGUUCGAGCUGUCAGGCGCGUGGAAUGAGGAGAUGUACAUCAAGGAUCUGACGACUGGCAAGAAAGAGUUGUUCUUCGACGCAGCAAAGACACGGCACACCCCGCCAAAGGCGCGACCACUAGAGGAGCAGGACGAGCGCGAGUCGCAGAGACUUUGGCACGACACCACAGAGGCGGUCAAGAAGAAGGAUCAGGAGACAGCCACAACAGCAAAGGCGAAGAUUGAAGACAGGCAAAGAGAAGAGGCGGCAGCAAGGGCGAGCGAUAACGUCGAUUGGCACCCUCAGCUGUUCCGAGCGACCAAGGGCGGGCCUGGUGGGCCUGAAGAGGACGAGGAGGAUCUCGACUGGAUCAUCAAUGCGAAAGUUGACGCAAAAACUCCGGAGGAGCAAGUCAAGCAGAUACUACAGAUCCAUGCCGUGCUCCCUGGCCAGAAACCGGACAGGCAGUUCAACAUUCCUCAGCGGAACGCCAGCAUUACAUCUCAGCCGCCCGCGGUGGAGCCCACACAAUCAGUAAACGGUGCGUCACAGGAACAGGUGGAGCCGACGAGAGUACUUGCGCAGCAGGAAACCCAGCAGCCUCCGAUCCCACAGCCCGAGCCACAGCAUGCUAAACAGGAACCGCAGGUGCAGCAGGUACAGCAGCAGCUUGCUAGCGUCGACCUCAACCAGCCCCCACCCCAGGCAGAGUCCAGCAACGGCCACGCCCCGAUCAGCUUCACUCCCGUCCCGCCCGCGCAAAGCUCGACCCCCGAGACCAACCCCCCGAGCAAACUCCUGCACUCCAACCCGGCCCCCGAGCCCUCGCGGGACGACAAGCUGCGCCGCCUGGACAGCGAGACCCAGGAGCACGACGAGUUCCACGACGCACACUCGUAGGUAUCGCACAUGGGCUUUUUGAUUAUCGCGGCAUGAUGAUUUGAUAGCGUUCCCCCCCGGCUCCGUAGCUUACCUCAACAGUAGGC